Molecule: messenger RNA, 3278 nt
Organism: Yamadazyma tenuis ATCC 10573
Lineage: Eukaryota; Fungi; Ascomycota; Pichiomycetes; Serinales; Debaryomycetaceae
Gene: FAD2
Product: Fad2p
Biological process (GO): unsaturated fatty acid biosynthetic process
Molecular function (GO): oxidoreductase activity
Source: RefSeq, a predicted model, not a curated record
AACUUCUUCUUCUUUGCAAACUACACCAUGAGUCAAGUCUUCAAUAGUUCAAGCGGGUCCAAUGCCGACUCCACCGCUACUACCACCGGUGCUGCCACCAUCAGCAAGGCCGGAAACAUCGCCUCGUUCUCCCCAUCGCUGCCGCUCACUGCCAUCGACACCUACGGGAACACGUUCGAAGUGCCUGAUUUCACCAUCAAAGACAUUUUAUCCGCCAUCCCCAAACACUGCUACAACCGGUCAAUGGUCUUGGGAUUCUACUAUGUGCUCCGCGAUAUUGCCUUGUUGCUUGUGGCCGGGUACAUUGCCAAUACCUACGUCCCCAUGAUCCCCAGUAAGUUGGCUCGUACCGCCGCUUACGCCGGAUACGCAUAUUUCCAGGGAUUGGUUUCCACCGGCUUGUGGGUUUUGGCUCACGAGUGUGGCCACCAGGCGUUCAGUAACUAUGGCUUUGUCAACGAUGCCGUCGGAUGGGUGUUGCACUCAUACCUCAUGGUACCAUACUUUUCGUGGAAAUACUCCCACUCGAUGCACCACAAAUCCACCGGUAACUUGGCCCGUGACAUGACGUUUGUCCCCAAAAACAAGCAGGAGUACUUGAAGGCCAAGGGCGCCGUCGACUUGGAUGAUCUCUUGGAAGAUUCCCCCAUCUACACAUUGGUGCAGUUGGUGGUACAACAGCUUUUUGGAUGGAUCGCCUAUUUGUUUGCCAACGUCUCAGGCCAGAGAUUGACGAAUGUGCUGGCGAUGCGUAAAAACCACUUUAACCCCAACUCGGUGUUGUUUGACAGAAAGGCUUACUGGUACAUUUUACUCUCGGAUUUGGGACUCAUCACCAUGGGAUUUGUGUUGUAUAAUGUGUACAAGCGGUUUGGUGGGUUCAGCUUGUUGAUCAACUGGGUAUUGCCAUAUAUCUUGGUGAACCACUGGUUGGUUUUCAUCACCUUUUUGCAGCACUCAGACCCUGAAUUACCUCAUUAUGAGGCUCAUCAAUGGAACUUUGCUAGGGGAGCUGCCACCACCAUCGACCGUGAGUUUGGGUUUGUGGGUGAGUACCUUUUCCAUGAUAUCAUCGAGACCCAUGUGUUGCACCACUUUGUGUCAAGAAUUCCCUUCUAUAAUGCCAGAGAGGCCAGCGAAGCCAUCAAAAAGGUCAUGGGAAAGCACUACCGUCACACCGAUGAAAGUAUGUGGGUGUCAUUGUGGAAGUCAGGUAGAUGGUGCCAGUAUGUGGACGGAGACAAUGGGGUCAUGAUGUACAGAAACGUCAAUGGGCUCGGCAUGGGCACCAAGUUGAAGUAGAUUAGAUAAGAUUAGAUAACACUAAAUAAACUACAGAUGUUUUAUGCAAUAAAUGGAAUCUUGGUCCCUACUCGCCGCCUAUACUCCCGAUAGUCGUCACCAAAGAACUGCACGAGGAACUUUUCUUCAAACUCGAUUCGUGCCUUGAAAAACCUCCAGAUCUUAUACCCGGAAUACCCAAGUACCACCCAGUUGUUCAUAUAAACCCGUAACCCCACAAACCACCAGAAAAAGCCAAAGUAGCUCGGGUGUCGACUGACGGCAUACACCCCGUGUGUCACUAGGACGUGGUCAUCGCUCUUUACUCGUUGAAUAUAAUGGUUAAAUGAUGUUUUGGCAGUGUACAUGCUCGCGGUCCUGAAAAACUGGCCCAACCCCAUUAAAAAUACCCCUAGAUAUUGCAAUUGGAUCACCGGACGGAUCUCAAGCCAUCUGAGCAUGUAGUGCUCCACUAGGCUACACACGUUGACCAAAAGCAAGUCGUAGUCGGUCAAAAUGAAUGAGUCAUCAUCGACUUGGCUAGUGUUCCAUACGCUGGUGGAGAUGAAUUCAAGCAAGUGGAAGAUGCAUAUGGAGAGCACAUAGGACGAUAGGUGGAAAAAGCCGGGUUCAAACAUGAAGCUGAGGCAUGUAGAUAUGACGGCACCAAGGGCCACCGACUUGGCACACACUACAGUGAGGUUGACUUUGGAGGGAUCAUAGGACAUUGCAGACACAGAGCAUUUCGCAAAUACCGCGCACUCUUCGCCCCAUCUCUCACCCAUGUACAACCCCCAAUCCAACAACACCACAUACAUCUGCCUUACAUCGCUUGCACUUGGCAUGGCCAUAGCCCAGGCCCUUCUUUCCCGCCUGGUCCUCGCGGACUACGUCUUGCUUCUUUGUGGUUUCCACCUCAACGAGUUCAUCUCCAUCUGCCUCUACCUGCCGCAGUCCCUCACUCAAAACUCAUUUUUGAUCUGGAACAAUCAGGGUAGCCGCGAGUACUGGACGGUCCAGCUCUUCACAGUGGUGGAAUCAAUGGUUCUCCGGCGGCACCCGCUAGAUUUCGGUAAAACUGCCAAUUCAAUUGCAUUUGUGGUUCUGACUCUAGGAAUCGCUCUCCGGCACAUCGCCAUUAGACACCUAAGAACCGCAUUUUCCCACUAUAUAGACCCACAGAACCCUCAAUUGGUCACUUCUGGCAUUUACUCAUUCACUCGGCACCCCAGCUACCUCGGUUUCUACUUGUUCGUUGUGGGAAUACAAGUAUAUCUCAACAACAGCAUAAUGUUGGUGGCUUCAAUCCUAAUGCUUCGACAGUUCCUCCAAACCCGAGUUCGGUUUGAAGAACAUCACCUCACACGUAUCCAUGGCGCCGCGUACACCGACUACAAGCUCCGGGUGGGCACAUACAUUCCAUUUCUAUAGACUUUUAUUCAUAAACCUUCUCUUGGAGAACGCGAGCCAGUACUUACUGGGCACAUCACUUGCAACAUAAAUCCGCUUCAACAACCGGUCCGAUAACUCUUGUCUGAGCUGCUGCAAGUAGCCUCUUAACAACUCGGCCUCAUUCUUGUUGGCGGGUGGUAAGUACAUCGAGCUUAGGGGGAAUCCUAUGUCACCUGGCAACGCAAACGACUCCAACGAAAUAUUGUUCAAAAUACGAGUGGCUUCUUUCAACCCCACGGUUUUGUUCAACUUGGACAAGCACUCAGACACAAACAAGAUACCGUAUAUCAACACCCGGUCAGCCGGGCCCUUGAUUUCGAAAUUCUUGAAAAACGAGUUGGCACGAAACAAAUCCAACACCUCUUCCACAAUGUCAUACUCUUGUUCGGUGGGGUAUGAAGGUCCUCUAAACUUGGUCUUGAAAGGUAACAACACCAUGUUUCCCACGGUCCGGUUAGAGGUGUCACUCUCACUCAAAAACGUCGAAUGGUAUGCUGGCAUAUUGUGUAGCUAGUCAGGCAAGGGAGUUUUGAUGUAAACGUUCG